Messenger RNA from Calidris pugnax (ruff), 3755 nucleotides. RefSeq names its product transmembrane protein 17-like. The record is from RefSeq and is a predicted model, not a curated record. The transcript has 4 exons. Bases 2831 to 3457 code for a protein of 208 amino acids. NCBI's taxonomy places the organism in Eukaryota, Metazoa, Chordata, Aves, Charadriiformes, Scolopacidae. Gene Ontology annotation, biological process: non-motile cilium assembly. Gene Ontology annotation, cellular component: ciliary transition zone.
CCCAGGAAAGGAAGAUGGCGGUCUUCCGCCCAUCGCGAUGGGGCAGGGGCGCUGAGGUGGCGGCUUCCCGGAGCCCCGUCGCUCUCGCCACAUGGAGGGGCCCGGUAGCCGGUCCGGCUGCGAUGAGCGGAGAUGUCUUUCGGGUGAGACUUGGCUUCACCCUCAGUUCAUGGAAUGUGGCUUCAUGGACAUGGUGUGGGGUGAAGCCACAAGCAGCAGCUCCAUCCCCCUGCAGCUCAGGCUGCUGUGGUGUUGCAGGCCCGAGACAGGCUCCCUUAAAUAUUUAAGCAGGGAACAGUCUUGAUUUUAAAGCGGGUGUGGAGAAAAUUUACGCCCGCCUUUACAGUUAAGUGAGUUUGCAUAAAAUAUCGCAGAUAAAAUCCAUUACACAGGCAGCAGGCACCCUGCCUGUGCCCAAGUAAAAAUGAUUUAUGGAGAACACAGAACAAAUAAAAGACCCGAGCUAUCACAUUAAAACUCCUGCACAGGUAGGACACCAGACCCGUAAAGCACGAAGUGCUGUACUAAGCUAGAGUUAGGUCGCAAAAACUCAAGCUUGCCAUACUCCAGCUUUCUCUUUAUUUUUCCAAAGCUUAUCGUCAUGACUGAUAACUGUUCCUUCAUCAUAUUGCCAGUGAAACUUGCCAGCCAACUUACCCCCUUUUUGUAUCUUUAGAGAGAGAGUAGCCAUGAAAAUAAACCUUAACUAUGUAGGCAGACUGUUAUGUUCAUUUCAACUGAUAAAUCCAUUCCAAGCUGAUAAAAUUGACCAAAAAGUCAUUCUUCUUUCCAGACAGGAGUACUCAUUUUCUCUCUGCAGUUACACUGCUAACACUUUACUAGUUACUAAUUCUUCAUUUCAUUUCUCAAACAACACUGAAAUAUUUUUCUUAACGCCAGGAAUAAUUUCUGGUUGUAGUAAUUUCUUUUCCAUUUCCCAUUAUGAAAACUCCUGUGUGAAUAUCCAGCCUACUGAAACCAAUUGCAAGUGCACCACUAAAUUCUUGGAGAUCAGGAUUUCAAACAUUAAAUUUACACAUACCUACCUUAGUGACUUGCUUGAGCGUCAAAGAAUUGGCCAUUGCAAUACUGUCUGGCUUUUCCAUGAGUUUUAGCAAUCCCAGAAAAUAAGCAUUAGUUCAGUUUAGUGAUAGAAAGAUGAAUUAGAAUUGGGUUAUAUUGCUAACAGUUUGAAAACUUAAGUAGAAGUUACAAAUACCGAUGCUAUGCACUUGAAGCCUUUAACAUGCCUAAAACGUUGUCAUCACAAUUGAAAUUAGAGCUCUUGGCUUCUCUGUUUUUAAGUAAAAUGUCCAUGCACCAUUAAAUUUUCAUCUAAUGCAUAUAGGGCAGAAACAGAGUUACUUGUAAUUGGACGGUCAUGUUUUCUCAAAAGAUAAAGCAGUGUUUUAGAAUUGCAUCUCAGCACCCUCCAAAGCCCUGCUCUUUAAGAGAUUCAUUCACUAGCACAUCUGGGACAAUUUUAGGUAGAUAGUGAAACUGUUUGGUAGUGUUUAGAUUUAGUAGAUGUUUAGAUUUUCAUUCCUUCGCAGAUGAUGCUUAAAAAUGCGGUGUAAAAAAAAAAUUAAAAAUUAGUUGUCUUGCACUUUUUAUUUCAGUAUAACAAAUUCCUGCCCCUCACACCCUACCCCUAAGGUCUGUCCCAGCUCUGUUCCCAAAUCCUCCUCCCUUCCCACCUAGUCUAGUAGCCAUCAUGAAUACUUCUGCAACUGGCUUAAAGACUUCUGGAACAGACUUGUCCCAGGCUGCAAGUGGCCGGAAUGGAAACAGGGAUGCCAGACUGAGAUGGAACAAGGACAGGUAUGAGAGUGGUUGGAAGAUACGGAACAAAAAAGGCAGUGUCAGAAAAGAGGUGGUUCUGAGGCCGAAAGUGAGACAAUGUGACUGUUCAGACUGAUUUCCAGUUGAAUAUCACAGCACUUGAAAACAAACCAGCAGGUCACAACGAGGUGACUUGCUCAGGUAGUACCAAGUAAAGGUGUGCCCAGAGACAAACAUGAUAAAAGAGACUGUUGGUAAUUGAAGCACAAGUGGAUGCAAUGUCAGUUAACUGGAAUAUGAUAAUAAAGCUUCAUCCAUUAAAAAUGAAUGGCCUUUGACAUUUUUGCUUUUUUUGAGUCUAAUAUUUGUGUCUAUUAUUAAAUCCUAAAUACAGAAUUUACUGUCUAGAUGUUAGAGUUCAAUAUUUGCUUUUCCCCACAUUGUAGGAAAGCAUUUUGUUCUCUCCAAAAUUUAAAGGUUAAGUUUUAGUUUGACACAUAUUUGAAAUUGUUAGCUCUUAAGAUUUAGGAGAAUUACUGGUUUCUUGCAACAUUGCUUCCAUCCAAAUGUCUAGUUAAAAAAAAUUGAAAAUUAAGAGCGGGCAAUGCAAACCUGCUCUCGAGCAGUAAGUCCUUACUCAGGAAGAUCAUCUACAAAAUAACAAUAAAUACAUACCCACUGAAACUUUGGCCAUUCUCUUAGGAACAGCAAUGAAAUAACUGCUAGCUCUCUCUGCAAUAGUAUACAGCACUAUACAGUACAGUAUAUACAGUACACAGCACUACUUGAGCUCAGUCUUGUCAGUCAGAGAUUGUGGAGAAAGCCAAAAGCCACCAGGUUACCAACGAUUAGACACUCGCCUUGAAUAUAUGACUAAGUGAUAACAAUUCCCCAUCCUGUGAACUGAAAGUUGCAUUAGAUUCCAGGAAAUGGUGCGACUCGAGAUAGGGUAAGAAGGUUUCGGAUAUAUACACAAAAAUGUUUUUCUUAACAUUUAAUUUGACUGGGAAGAAUGUUCGUGCCCCGCUUGAAGCUAAGAUGAAGCAGUAUGUUUCUGUCAUAUUUAUGGAAGGGACUUAUGGAACAAACUAGGAAUGAUAAAGACUUCUCUCUAUCUACAGAUAAUGAAAUACUUUCCAGUUUACCACUGCAGAUGUCCCUCUAUUUCAACGUUUAUUUUUUCCCAUUUUGGUGGCUCAGUGCAGUUGUCAUGCUCCAUGUGAAGUAUCCGGUCUUGUCAGAUUACUACAAGUUCAUCCUGGUGACAAUCAUGAUCCUCACCUCUCUGAUAGAGAUCAUCCGACUCUACCUGGGAUACAUGGGCAAUCUGCAGGAGAAGGUCCCUGAGCUGGCUGGGUUUUGGCUCCUGACUCUCCUCCUGCAGUUGCCUAUAAUUCUCUUCUUGCUAUUUAAUGAAGGUCUGAUAAUUCUGCCCCUGGAGCGAGCGGUCCAUAUCGUCUUUGCCCUGUUCCUCAUGUUCCAAGUCGUUGCGGCUUUUGUCACCCUGAAGAGAAUGGUGAACAAACUGGCAACCCACUUUCGCCUUAACGAGUUUGAUCAGCUGGAGGAACAUCCCGGGCCAGAUUUUUACAGCCUGGGUAAAGAAGGGAGGGCAGUUCCUCUGGCUGGUAGGGGCCCCGGCGCUGGCUGGGGAGGUCACACGCUGAGGAGCUAACAGAGGUUAGCUUGUGCUGCUACAGCUCUGUUUCCCUUUUGUUGGGUCAUUCUUUACCUUCAAAGAUAUUAAAAGAAUAGAUCUUAAAAGCUCCCUUCAACCUGGGAGAUUGGAGCUCCACUCAAAGCCUUUUACACAACUAGCUUGAGCUGUUGGAUUGUUCCUGUGCAGAGUGCCAACAGAGUAGGUUUGGUGGGUUUUUUACCAAGUCAUGUGGUGGUUUUGGAAAAACAGAAGCCUUUUUCCUCACUCUUUGCACAGAACUGUUUUGUUUACAAUAAAUCUUUUAUACACAUUU